Plasmopara halstedii is the source of this 1410-nucleotide messenger RNA. RefSeq lists its product as uncharacterized. NCBI's taxonomy places the organism in Eukaryota, Oomycota, Peronosporomycetes, Peronosporales, Peronosporaceae. The transcript has a single exon. The record is from RefSeq and is a predicted model, not a curated record. Bases 1 to 1410 code for a protein of 469 amino acids.
AUGAAGCACAUGAGAUUGCUCAACUGCUUUAUCUUGCUUUCAACUUUCGCGUUGCUCUCGUUUUACGACACUGAAGCGGUGGAAGUUCUCGCGUCGAAUGCUGCGGGGGAUGAAACUUAUCAGAACUCGAGAAGACUGCUGUCAACAACUGCGACUCAUGACCCCAACCUUCAAAAAGUAGCAACGGUUCUGGGAAGUGCGGAGAGUGCAGAGGGAAAACUGAAACCUAUUGCGUCGCGGAUAUGGAAUCGCAUCAAGAACAUAGAGUUGGGUCAGAAGAUCAAGAAAAUGAAGUUGAAGAAGAACCUUAAAGCUACUUGGCUAUUUUUCAUGUCGAUUUUCACAGAUUCUUCGCUCCUCAGAUUGCUUCUGCCUAGUGUGUAUUUGAAAUACGCUGGCGACAAAAGCGCAGCUAUCCAGUCUCUUUUUAAACAAUAUGAUGUUGGAAGUGUGACAUCGAACGUUUUUGCAAGCUCGCAAUUCAAGAAGUGGUUUGCUGUUAUAAGUAAAGCCUACAAGUCUGAUCCUCAGAAAGGUUACGUGGAGAUCCUGAAGGCUUUGAUCACUAAGUUUGGCAGAAUGGAAAUAUACAUGUAUUUGGCUGAGGCUUCAAACGUUCCAAGUAUGCGAGAAAUUGGCAAGGUGCUGGAUGUUGCUCUGAUCAAGGAUUGGAUAAGAAUGGAUGUACGAUUCCUUUUGUCGAAGCAGGACUUCCAGGAGUGGUUCUUUUUCAGAUCAAAGGAGGGUCGAGUAGCUGCGAUUGAACUUCUGUUGCUUAAAAUGAAGGAGAGUGGGAAUGCAAAUCGUCUCGACACUAUGUUAGAAUCAGCGAAAAUAAAAGGCAGAGAAGAUGAUAUGCUCAUUGCCAGAAUCGUCCGGUUGGUUCAUUUGAAAAGUGCUGGACUGUCAGAUGUAGAAUUGUUUGAAAAGUCGGGCCUUGACAACCUUGAGUUAACGGUUUUGCUUACCACUGAAGAACUCUUCGACUGGUAUGAUCUCGUGAAGAUGAAAGGAGGCGACCCUGUCAAGAUUUUGCUUCCUAAGCUGUUACAAGAAUCGUCUGAAGAAGAUGUAGCCCUGCUUCUAGCAAUUCUCGCCAAACUAUACGACCACCCUCUUACAAAGACGACACUCAAUGCGCUGCUCAGCAUGUGGAAAGAAAGUAGCACCGUUAGUCAAGUCGCAAAUCACCUUCACAUCAUCGACUUUCGUGCGAAUCUUUUUGAAAGCGAGGAGAUGUAUGUAUUUGACUCCUACAUGCAAUUAUGCCACGGAGAUGAUCGAUACAACUCGAUGGAUCAAGAACUGCGACGUCAAUUUGGCGAUGAUUUCGAUAAAAUGCUAGUUGAAGGCGUAAAAAGCGGCAAUGUGAUUGCGAAGAAUCUUUACGAGCAUACCAAGAGUGUUUAG